This is a messenger RNA of Marchantia polymorpha subsp. ruderalis, 533 nucleotides long. Lineage: Eukaryota; Viridiplantae; Streptophyta; Marchantiopsida; Marchantiales; Marchantiaceae. The record is from the annotation of a GenBank genome assembly.
GGAAUCUGAUGAAAUUCUCUGAUUUAUACUUGAAUUUAUUUCUGCAACUUCUGUAAAUUUUUCAAAUAGCUACGUGAAGAAGCAUUUGAUCGAUUCAAACGUGUAGAAGCGUUAGUCAGGGAAGGAGACAUGGAGAACAUCUAGGACAUGGCAAACAAAUGCUGCAUCCUUCUCGUACCGUGGUUGCGAAUCGUCCCCACUCUACAUCUCACCCGGAGUCCUCUUGUCCAUGCACUGUCUUCUUGUCCAUGUUUCAUCGGCGCCCAAGUUGGAUUCGAUAAGGAUAACGUGUAAUAAUUACACACGGCGAAAUGAACACUAGCCUUUCAUCUCGCUGUGUGUAAUUACUACACCUCAUCCCUAUCGAAUCCAAAGGUGAUGUGCUAGUGUUCAUCAUCAAUUCUAAUGUGAUCUUCAUGGACCUAGAGUAAACUAAGAAAAUUUAUCGUAGAAUGUCGAGGAAGUAAAGUGGUAAAAUAGAUUCAGUACUUCGAUGCUAGUCCAUAGCAUUCUUUUCUUUAUGUUAGAAGAUC